AUGCUCCUCUCCAUCAUGUCAAACCUGAAGAAAACUUUUGACCAGCCUUCAUAUCCUAAGCUGGCGUUCUCCAUCUGGUUACCCUUCGGUAACCAGGGUAAGACUUCUCCUGAUUCCUUGCGCGGCCUCCAAGUGAGGCAUCUCCAGAUUAGCCUCUAUGAACUCUGCAUUUGUCUUUUCGCUCCCAGGCUUGUCAUGCGCCCAGUCGUGGCGCCGCCCGCUUUCAGUUUUGUCUUCGACCUCUCGCCAGCCAGUCGUUGCACAUAG
Chondrus crispus (carragheen) is the source of this 267-nucleotide messenger RNA. RefSeq lists its product as hypothetical. The record is from RefSeq and is a predicted model, not a curated record. The coding region runs from base 1 to 267 and encodes 88 amino acids. NCBI's taxonomy places the organism in Eukaryota, Rhodophyta, Florideophyceae, Gigartinales, Gigartinaceae. The transcript has a single exon.